AUGCCGAAGCAACACAUGAUCUUUGGCCGCCCGCUCCCCCGCUUCAGCACACGACGCAUCUCCUUCCUGCUCGUGAGCAUCUCCAUCUUCGCCGUCUUCUCUCUCCUCGUCACCCUGCCGAGCUCCAUCCCCUCCGGCCCGAGCCUUUCCAAGUACACCGACCACAAGUUCUCAAUCCCCUCGGCCCUCAAGCACCCCUUUGGUGCUUCGAGCCGCCUGAACCCCUUCAAGUCCCCCUCGCACCCGCCCCCGCGCCAGCAGAAUGACACCUACGGCGAGUCUUCGUGGUGGGCCGACUGGAAGUGGCUCUCGGUGCCCUUCUCCUCCUCCCUGACCCUCGACGAGGAGCGCUCCCUGCUGCCGCCCCUCAAGCCGCGCCCGCCCAUCUACUGCUAUUACGACACCACCAUCAAGAAGGACGCCCCCAGCAAGGACGCCGAGAGCGAGCUGCUGCUCCUCUGGCGCCGCGCCUGGUGGGCCCGCGGCUUCAAGCCCAUCAUCCUCAGCGCCGCGGAGGCUAUGAAGAACCCGCUCUAUGACGAGCUCCAGCGCAAGGAGAUCGACCCGGACCUCAAGACCGACAUGAUGCGCUGGCUCGCCUGGGACAACAUGCGCGGCGGCCUGCUUGCCUACCACACUACCCUCCCCAUGGGUUCUCACGAGGACCCCCUCCUCUCCUAUCUCCGCCGCGGCGAGUACCCGGAGCUCACCCGCUGGAACAACAUGGGCAACGGCCUCUUCGCCGGCGGCGAGAAGGAGGUCAACGCCGCCAUCAAGGCCACCAUGGGCAGCUCCAAGAUGAAAGAGACAAAGGACUUUGUCGCCGCCGCCACCGAGGACACCUUCAAGAUUGACAACCAGCCCAAGGCCAUCGCCUACUACGACUCAGCCAUCAUCCAGGACAAAUACCCCAAGGUUGCCGAGGUCAUCGCUGCCGACCGCGCGAGCGGCCUGCAGGCCCUCCGGAAACUCAUCAACGGCCACCUGCACACGACCUGGCAGAACGUCUUCUCGGACGGCAUCGCCGUCCUUAAGCCCCUGCCGCAGCACAUGACGCACAUGAUCAAGAACGCCUGGGACCUCGCCGGCGACCUCUCCAUGUGCCCGGCCGACUCCCCCAUGCCCGCGUCCUGCCCGCCCAACAACGCGAAGUGCAAGCCUUGCGUCCCCGGGCAGCCCAUGCACGUCGCGACCCCUGCCCGCUACCGCAACACGUCGACCCUAUACACCAUUGGCACCGUGCCGCACCCGUAUACGACCGCCCUCCUCACAACCCUCCAGGACUCGAUCGAGAUCCCCUGGAUCCGCCGCAAGUCGGAGCGCGACGCUUGGCUCAGCGCCGUCACAGCCGAGCUCCUGGGCGCCGGGGUCAGCGGCGGGCCCCGCGUCCUGAAGUUCAAGGAAGCCGUCGCCGGCGAGCUCGCCCCCGCCCAUUCCCUCUGGCUCACCGCGGAGAAGGACCUCCCUAAAGACCUCGACUGGCACUUUGGCUUUGCCAUCCCCCGCAACGCCACGGACGGCACGUCCGAGACCCCAGUCCCCGGCCCCGAGCGCCGCCCACAGCCCAAGCACGACCCGGCCGACGGGCCCAUUGCCAGCCCCCAGGAGCUCGAGAAGGAGCCGCCGCUGCUCAAGAGGGCGCGCGACAUGGGCAAGACCAAAGACGCACGCGAACUCGCCGUCCGCGGCGCCAGCGAGGCAUGGAACCUGGCCGACACAGAAGCGUGGAAGUUUGCGCGGGCCUUUUUGGCGCGCCGCAUCGUCGAGCGCAAGGAGUGGGAGGACAACGAGAGCCGGUACGCCGGCGGCGUCGGCACUGAAAAGGGCCGCCGCGCGAGCUGGGGCGACCGCUGGCUGGACCACAAGGACUAG
Molecule: messenger RNA, 1872 nt
Organism: Colletotrichum spaethianum
Lineage: Eukaryota; Fungi; Ascomycota; Sordariomycetes; Glomerellales; Glomerellaceae
Exons: 1
Coding region: 1-1872 (623 amino acids)
Source: RefSeq, a predicted model, not a curated record